AUGAUUUUCCUAAAGAGCAGCGAUGGCGAGACUUUCGAGGUGGAGGAAUCGGUUAUGGUCGAGUUGCUUACGAUCAAACAUAUGAUAGAGAAUAAUUGCGCCGAUGAUCCAAUCCACAUUCCUAUUCCCAAUGUCACCUCCCCGAGAUUGGCUAAAGUCAUUGAGUACUGCAAGCGCCACUUCACUGCUGAUGGCACCACCGCCAUUGAUGAGGAUCUCAAGUUGUUUGACGACGACUUUGUUAAAGUUGAUAGAGGAACUCUCUAUGACCUCGUACGGGCUGCGAAUGAGUUGAAAAUCAAAAGUUUGCUCGAGCUUAUAUCUCAAACUUCGACGGACAUAAUUCUGGAGAAAAUCCAACAGGAGAUUCGCAAGGCUUUUAGAAUGACAGAGGACCACAAUGCCGAUGCGGAAGAGGAAGAAGAGAAUCUAAGUGAGGAAACUGGGUAUUCGAGUGAUGUUGAGGUUCUAUAUGUUGGCAUUGAUUUUGAUUGGUUAGGUCAGAUAUAUUGUAUUGAAUGA
Fraxinus pennsylvanica is the source of this 522-nucleotide messenger RNA. Lineage: Eukaryota; Viridiplantae; Streptophyta; Magnoliopsida; Lamiales; Oleaceae. The record is from the annotation of a GenBank genome assembly.